AGAGGAGAAGAGGAGUAGGAGGAAGAGGAGAAGGAGGAGGUAGCCGAAGCGGAGGGAGCGAAGGGGGUCGGAUUGAAAACAGACCAGCAGCCCUGAUGAUCUCAACACCACCGCAUGUCCUCGCAGCAACUGUCCGCAAAACCCCAUCUAAGUUAAUUUUGCUCCUGCUAACUUUGACCAAAACGCUCGCGACUGUUGGCGGAAAGGAGCAAAGAGCGAGGGCAUCUUUUUGCUGUGGGACUGGAUUCCCGGAGCAAUCGGACAGUCAAAGUUAACAUCGGACAAAAAGAAGAGGGAGCGCAACAGCUUCAAAGUGAAAAGAUAACGACGGUGGAGAUUGUCGAACAUUAAAAGUGCAGCAUGGAGACAUCAGCUCCAGCUGCCACUGAGAAGAAGGAGUGCAAAGGUACUGGUUUGGAUGGAAGCAGCUUCUCAGAAAUUCCAAAGAAGCCCUCCCCCACCUCCAGAGGUGUACACCACAUCUUCCCGACAUUUCACACACCCAUCCCAAUCGACAUGAGACACCAUGAGGGGCGGUACCAUUAUGAACCCCACCCUCUGCACACCAUGCAUGGAGGUCCGGGACUAACUGGCAGUCCAGUCAUCUCAGACAUCUCCCUCAUUCGUCUAUCGCCCCAUGCACCGACUGGGCCGGGUGAGUCUCCGUUCAGCCCUCCACAUCCCUACGUCAGCCCACACAUGGAGCAGUACCUACGCUCAGUACAUGGAAGCCCCACCCUCUCCAUGAUCUCAGCGGCACGAGGACUGAGCCCUGCCGAAGUUACCCAUGAACACUUAAAAGACCGGGCCCUAUUCACUCUUCCUCCACCACCACCACCAGGGGCCAACCCCACAGAAUAUUACCAUCUGAUGGCCAGUGCUAGCCAGCGAAAUCCAUAUGGAGACCUCUUGAUGCAAAGCGGUGCAGCGGCAGCGGCAGCAGCAGCAGCAGCAGCAGCAGCAGCAGCGGCAGCUCAUUUACCAGAUUACAUCAGUCCAGUGGAUGUGUCGCGUUUUUCCAGUCCUCGGAUGACACCCCGACUGAGCAGGAAAAGGGCACUAUCCAUCUCUCCGCUAUCAGAUGCCAGCAUCGACCUGCAGACCAUGAUCCGCACCUCACCUAACUCCCUGGUUGCCUACAUCAACAACUCCCGUUCUAGUUCGGCUGCCAGCAGCUCCUAUGGACACCUUUCAGUCGGAGGAAUCAGCCCUUCAUUCAGCUUCCCUCAUCCCAUUAACCCAGUGGCGUAUCAGCAGUUGUUGUCGCAACAGAGAGGUCUGAAUGCCUUUGGCCACAAUCCCCCUCUCAUUCAACCGCCACCAUCCUCGUUCUCUGCCCGCCAGCAUUCCCUGGUCACUCCGCCUAUGUCCACUUCUCAUAACAGCACUACAUCAGAAGCUAAUCAGAAUGCCAGUGGAGAUCCAGCCGUGAGCAGCACAGUCAACCCAUUGAACUCCAAAAGGACAAAGGUUAAAAUGGAAGUCGAAGGACCUCUGCCCAUCUCACCAACCUCUCUGGACCAUGGUGGAGGAAUGCUGGAAAUGAGUGAAGAGCUUGAUAAAGAUGAGUGCAAACACGAACCUGAGGCCAUAUAUGAGACCAACUGCCACUGGGAAGGUUGUACCAAGGAGUAUGAUACCCAAGACCAACUUGUACAUCACAUCAACAAUGACCACAUCCAUGGUGAAAAGAAGGAGUUUGUGUGUCGGUGGGUGGAGUGUUCACGAGAGCAAAAGCCCUUCAAGGCCCAGUAUAUGCUGGUGGUCCACAUGAGGAGACACACGGGCGAGAAGCCGCAUAAAUGCACAUUUGAGGGCUGCACAAAAGCUUACUCCCGGCUAGAGAAUCUCAAGACCCACCUUCGGUCUCACACUGGGGAGAAGCCCUAUGUGUGUGAGCAUGAAGGCUGCAACAAGGCUUUCUCAAAUGCUUCAGACCGAGCCAAGCACCAGAAUCGUACACAUUCUAAUGAGAAACCAUAUGUAUGUAAAAUUGCGGGUUGUACCAAGCGCUACACAGAUCCCAGCUCUCUCAGGAAGCAUGUUAAGACUGUUCACGGACCGGAGGCUCAUGUCACCAAGAAACAGCGAAGUGACGCUCCUCGAGGACUUCAACCUCCCAAAGACAAUGGCGAGAAUGAGUUCCAUUCUAGAAAUGGCACAGGAAGUGUGGAUGAAAGGACCGAUGCCAAAGGCACCAUGAGAAGCAUGGAAGACUGUCUACAAGUCAAAUCAAUCAAGACUGAGAAUACCAUUAUGUAUCAGUCCAGUCCUGGUGGUCACUCAUCAUGUAGCAGUCAGCCAUCACCUCUCAGCAGCACCAACAACAACGACAGUGGGGUAGAGAUGGCCAUGCACAGUGGGGGCAGCUUUGGGGACCUGAGUGCACAAGAUGAAUGUCCUUUGGUUGACUCUACUGUUCCUGCUGGAGGACAACAGACAGGGAUGGGACUUCAGCUGAGGACAGCAGUGAGUCAUUGUGGCACAGUUACCAUCAAAAUGGAGACUAUCAAGAAAGAAAAGCUGAAGACGGUGAGAGACUCCUGCCCGUGGGUCAAUUCUGCACCACAGCCCCUACAGGGCCAACGCAACAACACUAAGCUGCCCCCAAUACCUACAGCUGGUUCCUUGCUGGAGAACUCCAACUUAACAACUAACCUCAACAGUUUACACAAUGGUCAGCGUUUUGGAGACCAGUCUUUGUGUGAAGUUACUCUGCUAAACCAACUAAAUGAUCGGCGUAAUAGCACAACCAGCACAAUCAGCUCAGCAUACACCCUGAGUCGGCGCUCAUCCGGCAUCUCACCUUGCUACUCCAGCCGUCGCUCCAGUGAGGCAUCCCAAUUUGGUGCUAACCGUCAUAACAAUAUCAGUUCAGCAGACUCCUAUGACCCAAUCUCCACUGAUUUGUCCCGACGCUCCAGUGAGGCUAGCCAUUGCGGAGGUGGUGGUGCUGGUGGAGCAGGGGGAGGAAAUCUCCCAAGCCUUCUAAGUCUGACCCCAGCUCAGCAUUAUCGUCUAAAGGCAAAAUAUGCUGCUGCCAUUGGUGGAGCACCACCUACACCCUUGCCCAAUAUGGAGAGAAUGAGCCUCAGGACCCGGAUGGCCCUCUAUAGUGACUCUCAGGAAUAUUCAACACACCAUUACCACCAGCCACCCUCUGGAAAUGUGCCACGGCGAUGCAGUGAUACUGGAUAUGGCAACCACAGCCUGAUGCCCCAUGAGGUACCUGCCAACCUUCCACGCCGGGCCAGUGACCCAGUGCGCUGUCCCACCCAUGACACUCUUUCUACAGUUCCACGCUAUAACAGUAUGAACAGCAUGAAUAGUUCGUCAGAAUGUCACCAAGCAUUGGCAAUGUAUGGUUACACUCGUUCUGAUGGCAACCUGCAGCGCUACCCGUUUGCCCCCAGACCACCAAGCAUUUCAGAGAAUGUAGCUAUGGAGAACAUGGCGGUAGAUGGGAUGGGAAAUAGGGGCGAACAGGGCGCGGAGGAUGAUAUAGUUCUUCCAGAUGACAUGGUGCAAUACCUUAGGUCCCAAAACCCAGGCAACCAAGGUCACAACUUAGGAGAAGGGAACUACCAAUUCAAUAACCAGUCUCAGGGCUAUCAGACUGGCAGUGCCCCGCUCGCCUCAUUUUAUACCCAGAGAAGGGGUCCUUUGUUUGAUCCCUGUUUGAUGCAGUCUGGUCAGGAUAUGAAUCAUAGUGACCCCCAAGAGGCUUUCUCAACGUCAUCACAUAUUAACAAGAAUAAUAUGCCAGUUCAGUGGAACGAGGUGAGUUCAGGAACCGUCGACGCUGCAACAAAGCUCCCCAAACAGCAACAUUCUCUCAGGGGAAACCUAACUGUUGUUCCACAGAGGAACAAUUUUGCUUCCUUCCAGGCACAAGGUCAAGGCCUUGGCAGCAAUCAGCAAGUCGUACCAGUGAAUCAGAAUAUGUAUAAACAGGGCUAUGCAAAUCACAACAACAAGAGGCUGAACAACCCCCAUCAUCAGCAAAAACAGUGCAGCACUUUGAAAUUGAAUGAUCAAAAUUCUGUACAAGGGUUUAGCCAAGACACAAUUCAAAAUCCUAUUUCUGCAAGCAAUAAUGUGCGAGCCACUCGGAAUAAUGUGAUGGAUCAAGGAAUGCAAAGUUAUAGAGGAAGGGCACAACCGGAUGAAUAUUCUCACAUAAACCAUGUAGUUUAUCAGCAACAGCACUAUAAUAUUUUAUCCCAGCACAGCAACAUACAGAAUGGUACCAGUGUAAUGUUACCGCCAAGACCCCCAGUAGAGCCCAAGGCAGGUGGCAGGCAGCAUCCUGUUUCUGGUAUGAUGCAAUUGAACAGAAUACCCAAGUUAUCUGAUGUGAGUCCCGGUCUGCGGAACAACACGUCAGAGGCAAGUCCAAAAAGGCCCAAUGGGACGGCGACCUUACGAAACAACUCUGAGAAUCCCAACUCUGCAAUGUUCUACACAGGUGAAAUUCAUUUGUUUGAACAAACACCUGCAACCUUCGAGGCCUCAGUGUCCCCCAAUGUAAGCCAGACCCCUGCCAAUAACAACGUGGCAGUAGGUAACAUGGUCUCACCAGGAGUCAACCAGGUCUCUAGCAGUACAGUAGAUUCUUCCACAGGUAGAAAUGGUGGUGCGGAACACACCCAAAUCGAUUUUGACUCGAUCUUAGAUGAUGGAGAUCACUCCAGCCUGAUGUCAGGGACCCUUAGUCCUGGCCUUUUGCAGAGCCUCUCCCAGAAUUCAUCUCGUCUCACCACCCCUCGCAAUUCUGUUACUCUUGCAUCGGUACCAGCAGGAAUUGGCAACAUGGCCAUUGGGGAUAUGAGCUCAAUGCUCACAGCACUGGCUGAAGAAAGCAAAUUCCUCAAUAUGAUUAGUUAGGAGCAAACACAGCUUUAAGCCAAUUCAGUCGCAAUAAUUCAUACAUCAGGAAUACAUGGACUGGACAAAGCACUGACUGAACAAUGAAUAAGUGGUCAUUUUAUUUGUUUUAUUGUCACUGUCUACAGUAUAUCAGUAUGAUAUUCUUGUUAGAUUUGUAUUAAGAUGUUUAUGUCAAGAGUCUAGGAGAUAAGAAAGGACUCAUUCAGCCAUAUACACACAAACACCAGUGGCGUUGGGGUCGACGGUGGAGGUGUAAAACAUACAUAUCUACAUACAUACAUAGUACAUGCAUACAUACGUACGUACGUACAUACAUACAUACACAGACAUACAUACAUACAUACAUACAUACAUAUAUACAUACAUACAUACAUACAUACAUACAUACAUACAUACAUACAUACAUACAUACAUACAUACAUACAUACAUACAUACAUACAUACAUACAUACAUACAUACAUACAUACAUAGUACAGUCAAACCUCGGUUUUUGACCACAAUCCGUUCCAGAAGUUCGAGAAGUGAAUCGGUCAAAUUCCGAAUCUAUUUUUCCCAUUAUAAAUAAUGGAAAAUGUUUUAAUCCAUUCCAAGACUUUAAAAAAACACCUUUUUUAAGCAUUUUUUUCAUUUGCGCAUUUUUGACCGUUCGUGCAACCGCACAACUGCACCGCGCUGGUCGCAUUAUUGUGACAGAGCCGUCGCUGGAAUUUAGAAAAUAUUUUUAAAGUCCUGAUGUACUUUCCAAAAUUUAAGUGGACCUCAGUGCGCAGGGAGCUUAAUUUGGUCCGAUCGCGCAACCGCAGCGGGCCAAGUGCUCACUGUCGCAAUGCUUUAAGAGCGUCUUUGUGUUUUCGGAUGGCUUUACUGCUCCCACUUGCUUUCUUUGGAGGCAUGAUUCGGGAUUACCGUUUUUUUCCAUGUAUAAUGCGCCCCCAUGUAUAAUACGCACCCUAGAAAUGGCAUGUCGAUGCUGGAAAAAAGCCUGUACCCAUGUAUAAUACGCACACAAAUUUUGACUCCUACUUCAGUCCGUAAACGUAAAAUUAUUUCAGAAAAAAGACCAUCUUUGGGAACAACCGGAUGUUAUUCUGCCGGUCAGUAUCACUGCGCAUGCGCUAGCAAACUCGAUAGCGAAGAAAUGUUUCGGAUUUGUGUAGGGUACAUUGUGACAGCAAACGAGCAGGUGAUCGAGCAAGCGUCUGAUACGUGAGCAUUGUGUUCGUAUGGAGCGCGUUUGGAGUGAACAGCAGAGAAGAAAGCGCAUCUGUAAUGGCGGCCUCCGUAUCAUAUCCGGAUUUAAAAAAUAUAUAUAUAUAUUAUUAUUAUUUUUUUGUACCCAUGUAUAAUGCGCACCCCAGAAUUUAGGACAAUAAAUUUGUUAAAUUUUGCGCAUUAUACAUGGAAAAAAACGGUAAUACAAUCCUCAAAGUAAGGAAAAUACAAUAACAAACGGAGUCAGUCGGCAUCCGGGCCGCGCGGUCGGGUUUUCUCGGGUGCUUUCAGCUCAUCUCGCAAGGUUCGACCUCCGAAUUUUGUUCGACAACCGAAGCAAAAAACAUCCCGAUUUGUUCGAGAACCGGGACGUUCGAAAACCGAGGUUUGACUGUACAUUAGAGGUGUAAAUCGCGGGUUUUGUCACAAUACGAUAUAAUAUCGAUACAAAGAACUACGAUACAAUAUUUGCCGAUAUCUUAAAGCCUGCUGCGAUUCAUUCACGAUAUAUCGCGAUAUAGUGCUCUACGAUCGAUUUUUUUUUUUUUAAUAAAAAAUAUAGAACAAUAACCUGAUUUAUAACAAUUCAUACGCAAAAUCAACAAGGUACUGCAAACUCUUUAUUUAGGAAAUUACAAGAGUAUUGUAGUAUACAAAGUGCUUAUUUUAACACUGAACUUUGAUGUCGUGUUUUUUCUUUAAAUGUGCGGCGAGAUUUGUGGUCCCUGAAUAUUUGAUCACCGCAUGGCAGGAUUUACAAACUGCACGUGUCUUGUCCGUUGAGCCAUCUUUUCUUUGGAAUCCAAAGUGCUUCCAAACGAAUGACUUGAAGCCUAAAGGGGAGCAAAUUUCCUCGUCUUUUUGGACACUAGCCAUAGCACCAGCCCAGGAGCCGCGUACUAGUUGUCGACUCCCCUUUCAUGUGCCUGCUCUGAUCACAACACAACAACGCCGCGGCGCGCACAGCUCCCGGAAAGAGGAAGCAAGCAACAAUGAACUGGAUUUCAAAAUAAAGUCGCGUCUAAUGUCCGACGUCAAACACGGCGAUAUAAAUCGAUGUUUACGUUUAGCAUCGAUGCCAAUAAAUCGUAGAGCAUUAUAUCGAUUAAUCGAUGUGUAUCGAUGUAUCGUUACACCCCUACUGUACAUACAUGCAUACAGACAGACAGACACGCAAAUUCACUCACACACACACGGUAUAUAGUGCUGCACUGAAAGCAUUUCACAUUGCCUUGCAGAGGAUAUUGGGGAUGAGCAUCUAAUCACAGCUCCAUCACAAGAAAACGGCUGGUAUUCCAGUGGAGACCAAACUUUUAGAAUUAUACUGUAUGGUACUUCCUUCAAGUAAUAUGAUAGUCUUUUGUAAUGUGUUAUAAUGACUUAUACAUAAUCAUGGUGAAAUAUUUGAAACUAAUAUCAGGGUCCACUGACUUGCUUUUUUAUCAUCGUCUGCACAUUUGAGGAUGCUAUUAUAAUUCAGAGGCAAGAUCUCUUUGUGACGUCAAACCCACAAGGGUGAAAGACUGAAAUGGACAAUGAUAUGCUUUGGUCUGUCAAGGAAUUCGGACCCCUAUGUGUGAUGGGCAACAUUCUCUAAAAGUACAUUAGUGUGUUCCUAAUGGGAUCCAACUCUAAUUAACACAUUCAUAACAUCACCCCAGGACCUUUGUGCUACAACCCAUACCUCCCCUGGGCUAUGGAUGAACCGCAGGAUGUCAAAUUCAGAAAAGGACAGACUUUGAUAUUCAAAAUCUUGUUUCUGCAUACUAGCUCAUCAAAAUCCCAAGUUUUAAUUUGUUCCUUGUAUUUCUAAGUAGCCUUUAAAAUUGUCUGUGUAUUUACUACUACAGUAUAUACUUUUACAAGUUUGUUUGGCUUUGUGUGACACUGUAUAUAGCCUUUGUAUAUUUCAAAUAAACUAUGACUUUUUUUCUGUG
This is a messenger RNA of Syngnathus typhle (broad-nosed pipefish), 8040 nucleotides long. It is a transcript of the gene gli2a, whose product is annotated as GLI family zinc finger 2a. Gene Ontology annotation, cellular component: nucleus. Bases 361 to 4887 code for a protein of 1508 amino acids. Lineage: Eukaryota; Metazoa; Chordata; Actinopteri; Syngnathiformes; Syngnathidae. The transcript is spliced from 15 exons. Gene Ontology annotation, molecular function: RNA polymerase II cis-regulatory region sequence-specific DNA binding; DNA-binding transcription factor activity, RNA polymerase II-specific. The record is from RefSeq and is a predicted model, not a curated record. Gene Ontology annotation, biological process: regulation of transcription by RNA polymerase II; smoothened signaling pathway.